GUGUGGUCUGGCUGGUGGCGGUCAUCGUCGGAGCCCCCAUGUGGCACGUGCAGCGGCUCGAGGUUAAGUACGACUUCCUCUACGAAAAGCAGCACAUCUGCUGCUUGGAGGAGUGGACCAGCCCCGUGCACCAGAAGGUCUACACCACCUUCAUCCUCGUCAUCCUCUUCCUCCUGCCGCUGCUGGUGAUGCUCAGCCUGUACAGUAAGAUCGGUUACGAACUCUGGAUCCACAAGAGAGUGGGGGACAGCUCGGUGCUUCGAACCAUCCAUGGAAACGAGAUGUCAAAAAUCGUCAGGAAGAAGAAGCGGGCUGUGGCCAUGAUGGUGACCGUGGUGGCCCUCUUCGUGGCGUGCUGGGCUCCUUUCCACGUCGUGCACAUGCUGGUGGAAUACAGCAGCUUCGAGGAGGAGCACGACGAGGUCACCAUCAAGAUGACUUUUGCCGUCGUGCAAUUCCUGGGAUUCGCCAACACCAUCUGCAACCCCAUCAUUUACGCCUUUAUGAACGAGAACUUCAAAAAGAACUUCCUGGCCACCAUGUGCUGCUGUGUGGUGAGGGAAACCCUGUCCCCCGCAUGGCGGCGGCGUGGACCCUCAGGGACGGCCAUGACGCAGAAGCGAGCCGCGCUGGGCCGGAGGGAGGACGCCGUGGAGGAGACCAAGGGGGAGGCGUUCAGCCACGGCCACAUCGAGGUCAAGCUGUGCGACCUGCCCGAGGAGACACGGCGGGCCCGGUGA
Messenger RNA from Myotis lucifugus (little brown bat), 740 nucleotides. RefSeq names its product pyroglutamylated RFamide peptide receptor (gene QRFPR). The record is from RefSeq and is a predicted model, not a curated record. Gene Ontology annotation, biological process: G protein-coupled receptor signaling pathway. The transcript is spliced from 4 exons. Gene Ontology annotation, cellular component: membrane. The annotation marks the transcript as partial. Lineage: Eukaryota; Metazoa; Chordata; Mammalia; Chiroptera; Vespertilionidae. Gene Ontology annotation, molecular function: G protein-coupled receptor activity; peptide binding.